AUGUCAAGUGGCAAGAGGAUCACAGCUAUACGCUUCUUGAGAUACGGGAUUUCUGGACGCAUUGAAGAGGCGGCAACUGUAUGUUCGAGAGAGGUGCGAUCAGAGGAUUCCUGGAGCGAUGAUGUUGUCCUCGAGAUCAUGAGGCUGGCACUCACAUGGUCAGGCCUAAGAAAUAAGUUGAUGGUCGCAAAUCUCAAAUCCGUCGUGGUGGACCAGCCGGCACUCCUUCCCAUCCGGAAUCUUCGACGUGUUGUCUCGAAAAAGAUCGACUACGGCCUGUGUCUGCAACCUGACGCUGAAGAGGAAGCCAUGAUCGAGAACGUUCUUCGAAAUACGAGUGAUGAACUACCUAGCAUCAGUCAAUCAGCUGUCCCCAUCCUUCGCAAACGAGCCCUUUUCUGCAACCUGGAAAUCAAAAAGCCUUAUGGAAAUCAAGACCCUGUACCGCAACUUGGUGUUUGGUCGAUGGCUGGAUUGACGAAACUGUCGAACCUGGCACGAGAGUCUCAGGCCCAUAUGGGCGAAAGUGUCUUCCUCGAAGACCCCGAGAUCACUGUCUUUCACGGACCUUUCUGGAACUACGAUACCGGCUCCAUUAUCGAAAUCAUAUUUAUUGUCAAUGCCUUGUGCGAAAUACUUCGCUGGGGUGAUACGACCUUCCGGACCUGGCUACUGAGCGUUAUAUCUGCACUACAAACAGGUUGA
This is a messenger RNA of Exophiala xenobiotica, 705 nucleotides long. RefSeq lists its product as uncharacterized. Bases 1 to 705 code for a protein of 234 amino acids. The record is from RefSeq and is a predicted model, not a curated record. The transcript has 3 exons. Lineage: Eukaryota; Fungi; Ascomycota; Eurotiomycetes; Chaetothyriales; Herpotrichiellaceae.